This is a messenger RNA of Drosophila kikkawai, 1915 nucleotides long. RefSeq names its product twist family bHLH transcription factor (gene twi). Lineage: Eukaryota; Metazoa; Arthropoda; Insecta; Diptera; Drosophilidae. Gene Ontology annotation, biological process: developmental process; regulation of transcription by RNA polymerase II. Gene Ontology annotation, molecular function: RNA polymerase II transcription regulatory region sequence-specific DNA binding; DNA-binding transcription factor activity, RNA polymerase II-specific; protein dimerization activity. The record is from RefSeq and is a predicted model, not a curated record.
CGUGCGUCAGUUGCGUUCCGACAGUGCGUGCGAUCAGAUCUCCUUCGGGGCCAACGAAACACAUAGUUAUAGAUUAUAUAUAUCGCCGAUAAUAUAUAGUUAUUUAUCCUAAAAGUGUGUGCCAAAUAAAUCAACCAAAAAUUCCCAUGCAAAUGAUGAGCGCUCGCUCGGUGUCGCCCAAAGUGCUGCUGGACAUUAGCUACAAGCCCACGCUGCCCAAUAUCAUGGAGCUGCAGCACAAUGUGAUUAAGCUCAUCCAGGUGGAGCAGCAGGCCUACAUGCAGUCCUCGGGCUAUCAGCAGCAUCAUCUGAACCAGCAGCAGCAGCAGCAUAAUCUCUCCCAGCAACAGCAACAUAGUCUCUCCCAGCAACCUCAGUACGCUCCCCUGCCCUCAGAGUAUGCGGCCUAUGGGCUCACGGAGCUGGAGGAUCAGGACUAUAAUAUACCCAGCAACGAGGUACUCAGCACCAGCAGCAAUCACAGUGCCCAGAGUAACAGCCUGGAGCUGAACAACAAUAACACCACCACCAACACCAGCAGCAGCAACAGCAACAGCAAUACGACUGCCAAUCCCACGGUUUUCGAGACCUCCGGCUCCUCCUGGAAUGAGCAUGGCAAGCGAGCCAGGAGCAGCGGGGACUAUGACUGCCAGACUGGAGGCUCCCUGGCCAUGCAGCCCGAACACAAGAAACUCAUCCAUCAGCAGCAGCAGCAGCAGCCACACCAGCAGCAGCAUCACAUCUAUGUGGAUUACCUGCCCACCACUGUGGACGAGGUGGCCUCGGCCCAAUCCUGUCCAGGCGUCCAGAGCACUUGCAACUCUCCGCACUCGCAUUUUGAUUUCCCCGACGAGGAACUGGCGGAGCACAAGUCCCAGAUCUUCCUACCGCUCUACAGCAACCAGCAACAACAGGCCCAGCAAGUGACCCAGCAACAGACCCAGCAGAGCCACUCCCAGAUGCACUUCCAGGCCGCCUACAGACAGAGCUUCGAGGGCUAUGAGCCGGCCAAUUCCCUGAAUGGCAGCGCCUAUUCCAGCUCGGAUAGGGAUGAUAUGGAGUAUGCCCGCCACACGGCUUUGAGUUCCGUCAAUGAUCUGAACGGAGGCGGUGUCAUGUCACCCGCCUGCCUGGCGGAUGAUGGAAGCGCCGGAAGUCUGCUGGACGGAUCAGAUGCCGGCGGUAAGGCCUUCCGGAAGCCGCGACGGCGGCUGAAGCGGAAGCCCAGCAAGACGGAGGAAACGGAUGAGUUUAGUAACCAGCGAGUGAUGGCCAAUGUCCGGGAACGACAACGUACUCAGAGUCUCAACGAUGCCUUCAAGGCGCUGCAGCAGAUCAUCCCGACGCUGCCCAGCGACAAGCUAAGCAAGAUUCAGACCUUAAAACUGGCCACAAGAUACAUUGACUUCCUGUGCCGCAUGCUCAGCUCGAGUGAUAUAUCCCUGCUGAAGGCAUUGGAGGCGCAGGGAUCUCCCUCGGGAUAUGGAUCGGCCGCCUCGCUACUGAGUGCCGCCGCCAAUGGAGCGGACGCCGAUCUCAAGUGCCUGAGGAAGGCCAAUGGAGCACCGAUCAUCCCGCCCGAGAAGCUGAGUUACCUGUUUGGGGUGUGGCGCAUGGAGGGCGAUGCCCAGCACCAGAAGGCAUAGCAGCGGAUCGGGCUCCUAUAUAGAUAUUAAGGAUCCAGGAGGGGCUUCCAGCUGCAACAAUCGUGUGAAUUCCAGAGCCCUAGCCGUGCUCACUCUUCAAUUCUCUGUCACUCUUUCCAUAUACGCAUAUGUGUCGAUUAGAUGUCUAAGCCUAAACUUACGAUAAAAGCCUAUUUAAUUACAUAGUCUAAACUAAAUUAAUUGUAAAGAAACAACACAAAAAAAAAAAGAAACGAUAAACAAAGUCAAGAAACAAAGAAAACGCCAUG